Messenger RNA from Pristis pectinata (smalltooth sawfish), 1637 nucleotides. RefSeq names its product tumor necrosis factor receptor superfamily member 11B-like. Bases 376 to 1203 code for a protein of 275 amino acids. The transcript has 4 exons. NCBI's taxonomy places the organism in Eukaryota, Metazoa, Chordata, Chondrichthyes, Rhinopristiformes, Pristidae. The record is from RefSeq and is a predicted model, not a curated record. Gene Ontology annotation, molecular function: protein binding.
GCCACAUUUAGAUACUGAAACAUUGAAGCACUGAAAUGUUAAAGUUUGGGACUUAACCUGGCAUCAAGACACUGAUCUGUCAGUGCUAUCUGCGCAGGGGCCGCACUGAGUCCAGUGACUCAGUCCAGUCUUGCUGGGUGUCUCCAGUGUAACACCAUGGAAUUGCUUCUUGGUCCCUGUCCUAGGUCAGAGCGAAUGCAGGAUCUUAGACCCCACUGAUUUCUCAGGGCCAAAGACAAGGGGACAAAGGGGGAGCUCUUCAUUAUAUCUCUUCUGUUACUUCCUCUGGUAUCACUGCAGAAUAAUCGUAACAAACUGGAAUCCUCUUCUACUCAUCACUACCAGCAUUGGGAUGAAGAAUUGUCUCAGCUUUACAUGUGUGAGCAAUGCCCCCCUGGUACCUACAGGAAGACUCAUUGCAAUACAUCAAAGAGGACUGAAUGUGCACCUUGUCCUGAUUCACACUAUACAGCUUACUGGAACUCUCUUGAUGAAUGUCAAUAUUGCAAUGUGUUUUGCAAAGAGUAUCAGUACGUUAAACAUGAAUGCAACAGCACCCACAACCGUGUUUGUGAAUGUGUUGAAGGCCGUUAUUUUGAAUUUGAAUUUUGCUUAAAGCAUUCUGAAUGUCCACCAGGCUUUGGUGUAAAAAAGCUUGGAACACCUUAUAUCAAUACAGAGUGUAUGCAGUGUCCGAAGGGAUUCUUCUCCACGAACAAGUCUGCCAUACAACCCUGUCAAAAACACACCAACUGCUCGCUGUUCGGCUUGAAACAAGUUCUUCAAGGGGAUGCAUUUCAGGAUAAUGUGUGUCUGCCAUGUGAGAAGAGAGAUGCAUCAUCUUUAGAGUGCUUGGACCCACCAAUAGAGAAAGAUAUUGCCCUGUGUGAUGAAGCCAUCUUUAAAUUUAUCGCUCGUCAGAAACUGACUUCUAAACAGCUGAGAGUGCUGUUGGAGAGCUUACCUGGAAAGGGAGGAGGCACACAACACUCACAGUGGGUGCGGAGAACAAAGGAAGGCCAAAUUCAAAUGUUUAUUCAGCUGAAACAAUGGAAAAUUGAAAAUCCCAACAUAGACACUGUUAAAGCACUAAUGUGUGCCCUGAGAAAAGCCAAUGCUCCCAAUGUUUACAAAAAGCUGUUGCGCAAGUUUCGAAUAAACAAAGGUGAUAGGACUGCACUGGUCUGGCAGGAAAAGCAAUAGGUUAUGAUAGCUUGGUAUGGAUGCUUAUUUGCCAUCAGUGACAUUCGACAGCAGUUAAACUGUUGCGAAAAAUGUACUGCAUGUGGAAAGUACAUCAGGAUUUAAUUAAGGCUCGGGUUAACCAAAAACAAGCAGCAAACACAACAUACAUUAAAAAUUCAAAAUGUUUCUUGUGUUAUUUACAUAAAAUUGAGAAUUUGAUAAAUGCUGUAACUUGGUGGAUUGCAAAAAGUGUAAUAUAGAUCAUUACAUUAUUUUAAUCAAUAUUGCCUCACAUCAAAGCAAAAGAACUAAGUGCAUCAUCAAACCUUCACAAAAAGAUUUAGCAAAUUCAAACAAAUUCUUUGAUUUUUCAUGAUUCAAACUAUAGUGAAUCCUUGAUGAUCUUACUUGUCAGGCUAGUUCAGCUUUAUGUAAUGAAAAACAAAUAAUGA